Megalops cyprinoides (Indo-Pacific tarpon) is the source of this 2916-nucleotide messenger RNA. RefSeq names its product gap junction protein alpha 1b (gene gja1b). Lineage: Eukaryota; Metazoa; Chordata; Actinopteri; Elopiformes; Megalopidae. The transcript has 2 exons. The record is from RefSeq and is a predicted model, not a curated record. Gene Ontology annotation, cellular component: connexin complex. Gene Ontology annotation, biological process: cell-cell signaling; heart development. Bases 138 to 1283 code for a protein of 381 amino acids. Gene Ontology annotation, molecular function: transmembrane transporter activity.
ACAAGUCUGCCUCAGUUUCACCGUGGUCCCAAACUUGGAUUUCCAGAAAACUGACUGAUAUCAAGAAGUUUACGGAGAAAGUCCCCCUGGGCUCUCUUCUUGCUUCUUAACAACUUUCCAGCUAGAUCUCCCACAAGAUGGGUGACUGGAGUGCUUUAGGAAGACUCCUCGACAAGGUCCAGGCCUACUCCACGGCUGGAGGGAAGGUCUGGCUCUCCGUGCUCUUCAUCUUCCGGAUCCUGGUCUUGGGCACCGCUGUGGAAUCCGCCUGGGGUGACGAGCAGUCGGCAUUCAAGUGCAACACCCAGCAGCCCGGUUGCGAGAAUGUGUGCUACGACAAGUCCUUCCCCAUCUCCCACGUGCGCUUCUGGGUCCUGCAGAUCAUCUUCGUCUCCACACCGACACUCCUCUACCUGGCGCACGUCUUCUACCUGAUGCGCAAGGAGCAGAAGCUGAACAGGAAGGAGGAGGAGCUGAAGGCGAUGCAGAGCGACGGCGGCGACGUGGACCUGCCGCUGAAGAAGAUCGAGCUGAAAAAGUUCAAGUACGGCCUGGAGGAGCACGGGAAGGUUAAAAUGAAGGGCGCCCUCUUGAGAACCUACGUGGUGAGCAUUUUCUUCAAGUCCAUCUUCGAGGUGGGCUUCCUGGUGAUACAGUGGUACAUGUACGGCUUCAGCCUCUCCGCGGUCUACACCUGUGAGCGCUCUCCUUGCCCGCACAGGGUGGACUGCUUCCUCUCCCGGCCCACGGAGAAAACCGUCUUCAUCAUCUUUAUGCUGGUGGUGUCUCUGGUGUCCCUGUUGCUCAACAUUAUCGAGCUCUUCUACGUCUUGUUUAAGAGGAUCAAGGAUCGCGUCAAAGGGAAACAGAACCAGUACCCCACCAGCGGCACUCUGAGCCCCACACACAAGGACAUGUCCUCGUCCAAGUACGCCUACUACAAUGGCUGCUCCUCUCCCACCGCCCCCCUGUCCCCAAUGUCACCCCCCGGGUACAAGCUGGCAACUGGGGAGAGGACCAAUUCCUGUCGCAAUUACAACAAGCAAGCCAACGAGCAGAACUGGGCCAACUACAGCACCGAGCAGAACCGACUGGGCCAGAACGGCAGCACCAUCUCCAACUCCCAUGCGCAGGCUUUUGACUUCCCGGACGACACCCAGGAGCACAAGAAACUGACCGCGGGCCACGAGCUGCAGCCGCUCUCCCUGAUGGACCCCCGGCCGUGCAGUCGGGCGAGCAGUCACCUCAGCAGCCGGGCGAGGCCAGAUGACCUCGAUGUUUAGCCUCGCCUCCCCCCCAAAACCCCCCCACCCGCCGCCACCCCUCCCAUUUGAUACAACCGAGAACAGACAGCACAAAGAGACGUUCUCAUGUGCUAGGGGGGCGGUAUUCUCCCCCACUCACUGUCGUCAGUACAGACUCUAGUAAACACAGAGACGUUAAAACACUUAUACUGCUGGAGGUACGAUCCAUUAACAAUGACAUUGAAAUAGAGGAGCUAACGAGCUGUAACAAUACAACAGUUUAGUGUUCCAACUAUGUCCAACAGUCCCAGAUCUCUCUCUAGAGGAGUAUGCCUUGGUGAUAUGUUUGGUUUUGUUUUUCCUGUAUGUUUUUUUGGUAAGCCCACACAAAUAACAUUCCAUUUAGAAAUAUUGCACUUCGAUAUGUACCAAUGUAUCUUCUUCCAUGUCUGGAAAGCUGUUUGAAGAAACAGUUGGCUUUUCAAUCCCCACUUUCAUGACCACCAUCUCUCGAUGUCAAUUCCAUCUUGUGAAACAGGGUUAUGAGUAGGUUCCUUGUUGUCAGUAUCAUGAAUUAAUAUUUAUUUAUUACUAUAAGAAUGCAGGACAUCCACCACUAGACGAAGAUUGACUACUACCCAAGGUCAUAUCCAUAUUAAUAAUAUAUAAAAUCACUAGACCCAACACCAUAUUUAUUGAUAAUAAUCCAAAUUUCAGCAAUACCUUUUCACUGCAAUGAAGAUGUUGCUUUUAUUGAAGAUAGUGGACUGUCAUUUCCUGAUAAACUUUGAAUUUAUGUGCUGUUAGUUGUAUUAUUGUUUGUAUGUUGUUGGGGUUUUGUGGGAAACAGGAAGUGAUGCGAUUGGUAAAAGCUGCUGGAUGAUACACAGCUUGACAACGUUUUGUUUCUUUCUUUUUUUAUUUUUGCUAAAAUGUGUCCCUGAGCAUUUUUGAAAAAAGGCUUUAUUUUACUCUUGUUACUUUGUUUUUUUUGUCCUUUUUGGAUGGGAGAGGAGGGCAGUACAAAGAGGUUUUCUGUUUUGCGUUUGGCGUGAAUGAUUUCAAAAAAAAAAAAAGCAAACAAAAAAAAUGAUGUAAUCAUUGCUGCUUGAGAGAUAGAUUUGUAGUACUGUAAAUCAAGCUAACUGUGUCACAAAUGUGAGUUUCUUAGAAGACUGCUUUAUAGAGCUGGACUAAUAUUUAGUCAAAUAUAUUAAAAAAGGUAUAUGCCAAUGUAGCUCCACAACUACCAAACGCUAGUAGAUGGAAAUUCAUUCGGACUUUUUUUUUGUUUUGUUUUGACAUUGCAUCAUAGUAAUUUUGGUACUCGAACACAGAGGUUCAUGGAUCUUUCGGCUACAAUGGUGUUUGCACUGAGAUUUUGGCUAGGGUGUAAUAUGAUGCAAAAAAGUGGCAAGUGUUUCUUAGUAUGCAUGUUACUAAUUUAUUUUUACAAUACACCAAGCAGAAAAUCACCACCUUCAAACAGUGCUUCCUUUUGACAUCUCACUGAUCUCACUCUGACCUUGAAAGACCAACCAAUGCCAGGCCCUCCAUUCACACAGCAAACUAACUGGGAGGUGUGUUGGUUGGACGAAGUGCAGUGUGGUCAUGUUAUUCCAUGGAAAUCCACUGUUGUACAGUGUGUAAGUGCAUGAUAGCAACAAAAUGU